Messenger RNA from Chelmon rostratus (copperband butterflyfish), 444 nucleotides. Its product is annotated as MORN repeat-containing protein 4-like. Lineage: Eukaryota; Metazoa; Chordata; Actinopteri; Chaetodontiformes; Chaetodontidae. The transcript has 4 exons. The coding region runs from base 1 to 444 and encodes 147 amino acids. The record is from RefSeq and is a predicted model, not a curated record.
AUGACCCUGACACGAGGCUCCUUCAGCUACUCCAAUGGCGAGGAGUAUCACGGCGAAUGGAAAGAAGGUCUGCGUCAUGGCCUGGGUCAGCUGACCUUCAGCGACGGGACGUGCUACACCGGACAGUUUGAGAACGGCCUCUUCAAUGGCUGUGGGGUGCUGGUCUUCCCCGAUGGCUCCAGGUACGAAGGUGAAUUUGUUCAGGGCAAAUUUCAAGGCGCCGGCGUCUUCACUCGCUUCGAUGGCAUGAGGUUCGAGGGCGAGUUUAAAAACGGAUGUGUAGAUGGCUACGGGGUGUUGACGUUUACGGACGGAGGCCCAGGCGGCGGCGGCAGCCACGAGGGCCUGUUUGAGACCAGCCAGCUCAUGAGGAGGGAGAACAGCCAGGGAGCCGUGCAGAGAGCGCAGGCAGCAGCCGCCAAGGCCCGAGCUCUGGCCAUGUGA